This is a messenger RNA of Dreissena polymorpha, 4043 nucleotides long. Its product is annotated as ectonucleoside triphosphate diphosphohydrolase 5-like. The coding region runs from base 131 to 1546 and encodes 471 amino acids. The record is from RefSeq and is a predicted model, not a curated record. Lineage: Eukaryota; Metazoa; Mollusca; Bivalvia; Myida; Dreissenidae. Gene Ontology annotation, molecular function: UDP phosphatase activity; GDP phosphatase activity. Gene Ontology annotation, biological process: nucleoside diphosphate catabolic process. The transcript is spliced from 14 exons. Gene Ontology annotation, cellular component: membrane.
AUUUGAUAGACACGUCGUCGUGAGUAAAUACUAGUUUAAUAGGAAGUUUUUUGCAUACAAAUAUAUGACACGAUGUUUGAGAUCAUGAAGCAGAUGAUUUUUUCUGGAACCUUAUUUUGAUGUAUGGAAAAUGUUCCUGACCCUCGAUAAGCCACCAUCUAUACACAGGUGCAAGAUUCUUGGAAUAAUGGCUGUAAUGGGUGCCAUGCUAUUUGUGUUGUUAAUGACACAGUUUUACAGCACUGAUAGACAUUCAACAGUGGACUUCACAUUGCCUUCAUUGUUUAAAGACACAUUUGUCAUAGAAGGAACAACAUUGCCCACCAGAACUUUAAACAAGAAGACCUCUCCAGGAGAUUAUGUGUAUGCAAUAGUUUUUGAUGCUGGUAGCACAGGAUCCAGAGCUCAUAUAUUUAAAUUCCUGUCUAGUCCAGGUCAUCCGGUUAGUCUUUUAAAUGAAACAUUUCUACAUGUGAAACCAGGGCUGUCAGCCUACGCUCAUGAUCCAUUGAUGGCAGCACUGAGUCUACAGGACAUGUUGAGGAUGUGUACAAAGAUGGUGCCAGCCAGCCAGCAAGCCAGCACCCCGUUGGUUCUCAAGGCAACAGCUGGUCUCCGACUGCUCAAGGAGGGAGAGGCAGACAACAUUCUUAAUGAGGUGACAGCCAAUUUUAAGAAGUGGCCCUUCAGGCUGCCCUUUGAUGCUGUAGGCAUUAUGGAUGGAGUAGACGAAGGUGUGUUCAGCUGGAUAACAGUCAAUUUCAUGCUAGGCUUGCUUGGUGGAAAUGAGAAGCCUUUGGCAGCUUUGGAUCUAGGAGGAGGUUCUACACAAAUCACCUUUGUGCCACAGGAACAGUCGACAUUAAAAUUGGUCCCUGAAUCAUAUAUGAAGACUGUGAAACUCUUCAGUAAAGAGUACCACUUAUACACACAUAGCUAUCUGAAUUUCGGUCUGAUGUCUGCAAGAUUUACACUCACUGGCGGAGAUCAACAUGCAGAUGAUGAUCCCAACAGUUUUGUUCUCACCAGCCCCUGCAUACCUGCAGGGUACUCUGGCAAUUACACUUAUGGUGACCAGGUAUUUCAUCUACGCGGCCCCUCAGUAGAGGAGUACAGGUUUGAGAGCCGUCUAUCUAUAAUUUACAGCGGCCCCUCAGUAGAGGAGUACAGGUUUGAGAGCUGUCUAUAUAGCACACAGGGUCUAGUGAAGCCAGUACUGCCUGUAGAGGAACUCUCCGGACAAGACGUCUACAUCUUCUCCUACUUCUUUGACAGGGCAAAAGAUGCAGGACUUAUAGGCUCAUCUGGUGGCACUGCAACUGUUGGGGAUUUCAAGGCAGCAGCACAGAAAGUUUUCAAACAAGCUGACAAGAGGCACCCAUGGUUAGCUCUGGACCUUGCGUACAUUUACUCCCUGCUCAGUACUGGCUACCACAUAUCUGACUCCACCAGUGUGCAUCUGAAGAAGAAGAUAGCUGAUGUAGAGGUGAGCUGGGCGCUGGGAGCUGCCUUCGAGGUGCUGACAGAGGAGGGACUGCUGAGAUAACAGACUGGAUGCACGUUGUGACAACUGAAUUACGUGGGUCAAGGCAAAACUCUGCUUAACAUAUAAGCCGCUCUCUGGGAAAACUGGGCUUAAUUUAUAUGCCUUAUGUGUUGUCCCAGAUUAGCCUGUGCAGUCCAUCCAGGCUAAUCAUGCUCACCAUUUUGGGCUGAAAUGGAUUUUUGUUUGUUAACCCUUUCAGUGCUGGAACCGAAUUUUGAAGGCCUUUGCAAACAGCUUGGAUCCUGAUGAGACGCCACAGAAUGUGGGGUCUCAUCAGGAUCCAAACUGUUUGCUAUUCUGAUAGUAUUCUUUGAAAAAAAUUGAAGAAAAUGCUAAUUUUAGAAAUUCAGCAGACAACAUUUUAGCAGACGACAAAUAUCCCAGCAUGCAAAGGGUUAAAGGAAAUCUCUUGUAAUGGAAAAUCCAGCACACUGCACUAGCCUAUCUGGGACGACACUAAACCCACAUGCAGUACCGUAUUUUACCAUGCAUAGCGCGCAGUUUUUUACCUUCAAAUUUCAAAAUAAAAAUUCAGUGCGCGUAAUACAUUGACACAACGCUUUUCUGGUUGCUAAAUUGCAAAAAUCCAUUUCGUAAUCGUAAAUCUUCACAAUUGCCGCCAUUUUUUUUAUUGCAGAAAACUACACCCUAUAAUGUUAUAGACUGAAGGGGCCGUUGUCGAAACAACAAAAAGCGGGAAAGGGUAGGAAUGAACGGGGUAGUAACAGUUUUGACAAAAAUUAAAAGAUGAAAAAAUGUCUUUGUUGGUGUUUUCACACUUCUUCAUUGAUUGUUCAUUAAAAUAAAAAAUCGAGGUAUAUCGAUUCCCGCGUCGUCGCGGUAUUGUUUGUUAAAGUUUUUGUUGUCAUAAAAACUCGUUGAUUUACAACGCAAAACGUCUUAUUUGAACUGACGCUAAUUAUUUCAAUCAUAUUUCUCAACUUCGCUUUUGCUUUGUUUUGAUAAUUUAAUCCAAAGUUUAAUGUUAGCAAUUCCGAAAAUUUGCACUCUAUGUGAAUUGACAGUUUGACAACAUCAAAGAAAAGCCGCUUCCCGUCUGAAGCAAUAAAGCGACAAGUUUCUCGCCGACAAAAUUGGCUUCCUUUGUCUAGCAAUCAACAUGCCAAACCGAUCGUGUGUUUGUUCCUCAAUGGAAAUCGUCCAAUUAAAUAAUAGCACGUGCAAAGCUCCGCCUUCUAACCUUUUACAGAGAACGAAGGUGGAGUUAAACGGUUAAUUGAGCAAGUGUUAUACGUAAGUUGAGUUCCGAUUUGCCGAAAUUUCUCGACCCUAAGCAUUGAAACGACGAAUACAUUCAUCAAUGAUUUUCCGAUCUCUGCAUUAAUAUGCUACCGUGCGAGUAUACUACGUAGGUUAAAAACCAACAAUAGAGAUAUAGACUUGUUUUAUUUUCUUUCAAUAGAGACAAACAAAUGAUAUUUGUCUAAUGGCUUUACGCCGAUAACACCAACUGAAUGGAAUUGAGCGUUCGGGUGUAUUGUUUGUCUCACUAUAAAUACUGAUCAACUAGACGCAGUGACGGCGCGAAAUACCGGGUCAAACCGGAUUUAAUGGGGAGCAUCUUUUAAUGGGGAAGGAUCCACGGACGAUUUGCGUAAAAUUGGACAUUGCGAUGUUGCGGGUCUGCAGAAGACUAUGUCAUACGAUGUUGUGAGCGGCAGGUAAUAAAAAUGUUACACUGUUCAAAUGUGAGGAAUAGGUAAUAGUGGUUCGAAUUUAACGCGCAGGGGUCUUGAAAAAACACGCGCAGGCAAUAAGGACAUAUACGGUGUUCUCGAGAGAAUAAUCUUAAAAUUGUCAAAAAUAUAGUGCUAUGCAACCCAUGCUCCUGAUCGUAUAAACGCUCCCUACUUUAAAACAAAAAAUUAAGCGCCCGAAAAACUCAGAUUAAAUGAUUGCGCAAUAUAAGAAUGGCGGCCAUUUUCGGCCCAAUUUUCAGGUUUUUGGUCUUGAAUUCUUUUUUUCCUCCAUUUUGGCUUUAAAAAAAUCGCAUGCGCGUUAUACAUGGGAGCGCGCUAUACAUGGUAAAAUACGGUAAACCACGUAUUCUCAGAGCAAGACUUGUAUGCAGAUGUUUUGUUUUGCACUGAACAUGAUAAUUGCACCUUAUUAAGAUGGUUGGCCAUGAUGUAGCAGUUCUUAGAAAAUUUGAAACUAAAGUUUUACUAAAUUGUGAAAAAUGCAGAUCAAAAUUAAUUGUUUGUGAAGAAUUAUAUAAAAAAAAUUGUUCCGUGUGUUUAAGAAAUAUUUGCUUCAUGCUAACUGUUUUAUGUAAUUAUAGUAUAUUUACAUAGAAAGGAAUCUGAAUAUAUAGUUUUACAAAGUACUAUUUGCAAAUUGUACGAAACUGUGAUCAAGGCAUUCACUGAUUUUACACAAGCAUUAACACUUUAGGAUGUUAAUAGUUUUAAUAAAGUUCAUACUUCCAUUUUACCCGAGUUAAAAGUUAUAUGACAUAAUAAAGGACAGUUAAACA